AAACCAGUUCUCUCGCUUGACGAAACUAUUGUUAAAAACGUCCAUAAUGCAUAAAAUAGUUCGUAAACCUGCGAAUAUUAGUCAUCCCUAAUAUUUCGUAGUAUCGCGCGUUGAACAACAUAUUUUCGCUUCACUGGAAAGAGGCAUUCGUUAACAAUACAACUUCGUCAAUUCGUUUCGCUUCCUUCCCGAGCAGUGAUGGUGUGCUAGAGGAAAAAGUAGAUCAUCUCGCGAACCAGAGCGCGUUACAACACACACGGGUCGUUUCGAUUACAUUCUCCUCCAGCGACGGAAAUUCUUCUUGGCUGGGGGGAGAAAACAGCGCAAUCCGUUUACCCACGUGAAGUAACAACAUUCACCAUCUCCACGAUUGGUGAAGUCGUAAAAUGUUCGUACAGUGAGGUGGCCAAGUGUGUGCUGGUGGCAAGAAGCAAAUGAACGUGGUGAAGUGUGCAUCAUCAUGACGGGUGCCUCCGAAGAAAGUAGCGAUUGAAAGAAAGUUGAUUGGUUCUGCGGAAGUGCCCAGGAGGUUGCACGCCAUUGAACGUGCCAGAGAAGGAAAAAGUGUGUGCACUCAAUCGUCCGCGAGCGUUUGUGUGUGUGUGUGCGUGUGUUUUGAAUAGCAAAAAUAAUAGUGGAAGUCCGUGCAAGCGAGCGUUUGUUUUCGAUAUAACAACGAAGUGCCACUGCCUAAGGCCAAAUUAGAAGGUAGAAGAAGUUACAGCAGGCUGCUCUAAUACACAAUCAUUGAUACAUCCAUCGGUCGGUGGUCGCGCACUGCAUUUGUACGAUUCCAGUUCCUGCCAAAGUACCAGCUGGAAAAUCCAGAACCAGCUAGCACACGAAUGCGAAUGGUAGACCGUACCGAACGCUCACCCGGUCAGUUGCCACACAAGCUGGGCAUUGCACUACCACAAACCAGAGGAAACGUCGAACGGUGGCCCACCAGCAACGGCAGCAUGAAAUGAACAGGCAGCAAUGGGUUCGCAAACGUUAAAAAUCCUGCGACAGGGUGUGCUGGCCAGCUUAACCGGUGGCUGGUACUAUGACGUGCAUCAGAAUGUCUUCUGCAAUGCCGUCCAUCUGUAUAUCUGGCUGUUUUUGUUGUUUCUUCCGUUCAUCAUUUAUAUGUACUUCCCGACCACCGUAGCCGUAUGGAGCAUUUAUACCGUGCUGGUGGCGAUCAUCAUCACGUUCUUCAAGAUGGUAAAUGUGGCACUUCACCGCAUGUACGAUCGAGCACGUACGCUCUCGGAAACGAACCUGAAAAAACCGGGAAGCGCAAAUUCGAAAGCACCGCGCGAAGUGGAUACGGGUAUCGGAAUCGGUGGUUCGGGCGAUGACGAGCCCGGCAUUGAAAUGCAAAUCCUUGGCACGGUGGAAGUGGUCGGUGGUACGCCACCGGUAAACGUAUCGUCACGAACCUCGGUCGAACAUCACAGCGAUGAAAACAGCUACGCGAACAGUGCAAUAUCGAUCGACUACCAAGAGGUGACCAGUACGAUCGACUUAAAGGUGGACGUCCAUCGAAAGAACAGCUCCGAAUCUAGCGAUAGUGGGCUGAGCGGUGCAGCUGCUAGUGCGGCGGGUGGUGCCGGGGGUGGUGGAACCAGUAGUGGAACCGCCGGUCUAGGAGCUGUGGUUGCAUCUGCGGCUUGCAGUGAUGCCUGUUUUCGGAGCGAUCGCAUCGCGGAAGCAAACAAUGAAACACCGUUCGGUGCACCGGUCGUACGAUACGGUGGACCGGUGCAAACGCACACGGCCGAAGUGUGCAGUACUGGUACGCACAAGCGUUCCCUUUCCACCCCCAAUCAGGAUCGGUUUUCCGAGCUGGUGCUCGAGACGGUUAUGCGCGAGAUGACAAGGGAGUUUGGAGAUUUACCGCUAGCUGCCGGUACGAACGGUAAUGGGGCUAGCAACGUAAAGGGUGACGCAGGGACGGGACCGCGAAUGGCGGGUGCACAAUCGAAUGCUUCGCUACGGCGUCAUCAGUACAAAUCGAAGCGGAAACAGCGUUUCAUGAACAGUCAGCUACAGCGCCAAAUAUCGCUCGAUUCGGAAAAGCUAAACGGCAGCAACGUGUUUGCUGAUGAACAAACCGACGGGGCACAGGGUGGUGGAGGGGGAGAGGUGUCCGAUGGUACGCGCAAUCGUCGCAGACCGGGUGGCGGAGGGAAUGCUGCCGGAACCGAGGGAGGAGGAAUGCAGCUGCAGCGGCACCUUAGCUCGGACGAUCAAAAUAACAAAUCGGUUGGUUCGUUGUUUCACCAUCAGCUGCAUCAUCAUCACCACCACCACCACCAUCAUCAUAUGCUGGCAUUGCAGAAUCUCGAGCCGGAUCUGUACAUGGACCAUAACUACACGAAAUCGGCUGUACAGCUCGCGAUAGCGGAUACGGGCAGUGGGAACGAUUCGUCGAACAAGAUCACCUACCUGCUGCAUCAAACCACACCAAUAAGGCGGGAUUCCAGCAGUACCAUGUCGGCGUUACAGCUACCGACGAUUGCAAGCAGUAGUAGUGGCCCCGUUGGUGGUUCCAUCGUUGGCGGUGUGUCCGGCGACGGUGUAGGUUCGGUUGGUUUAGGAACGGGUGGCGAACGGACGGUUAGUAGAGGUGGUAACAAUGCUUCCGGUAAACGACGUCGACACUCGAACACUACCAACACAACCAGCGGCAAUGGCUCCGGUAGACCGAUGCCACGCUCACUAACGUCCGUAAGGCGUAUAAAAAGUGCCGCACUGGAAACGUGCAGUCCCGCCUCGAUACCGAACCUCACACCGACACACCCGAACAGUGUGGAGGUGAUCGGUGGACAGACGCUGCGCAAUCCCCGGCAUACGGUGUUGCCACCGCCCAGCAAGUGCUUAUCGCGUAAUCCGUACCUGAAUCUGUUUACUAAAUCAAACGAGGGAAGCAGUGGAACGGGGCUGGUGGAUGUGUGUGGGGGCGGCGGUGGUUCAUCCAGCUUCAUGGUGGCCGGUUGUGAUAGUGCUGCCUUCGAAUCGGUACUACCCGGUGCAACAAACGCCGGCAGUGAACCGGUCUAUCCGAUCGCGGAACAGUCGGAUGAAAGUACACCGGUGAAGAGUACGGCCAUACGGUUGCUGGCACGUGAUGAAAACACCCCGCCGGUACAGCGGUUUGAUCUGCAUUCCGAUUCGGACGACGGUGAUGGGCUGGAGGAUGAGGACGAUGAAGAUGAAGGGGAGGACGAAGGUGACGAGGACGAGGAGGAGGAGGAAGAUGAAGAAGAUGAUGAUGCUGAAGGACACGAAGGAAAUAACGAUCGUGUGGUUCGAGAGGAUCGAGAGGAUUGUGUGAGUCGACCGGAGGAAAGAACGAAUCAGAGGGAAGGAGACAAUUAUUAUGCAGCGGAAGAACUGAAACAGAACGAACGAAUAGGUGAUAGUGAAGAGGAUCUCACAUUGCACGAUCAGUUAAGGCGAUUGCAUCACCAGCAGCAACAGCAGCAACAGCAAAGAGUACCAGAAACGGAACCGGUUGAGGGUGGCCGUGUUGUUGAGGAAGCAGCUGCUGGUGUCGAAUCGGAUAUGGAACAUCCCGACAGUGGGCUUCAGUCGACCGAUUCCGAUACGGAAACGAAUGCCGGUUCACGAUCUCCGUUGCUGGAACCGCGUACACAUCGAACGAAUUCCGAGCAGCAGGUCGGUACGGCCACGAUUGUAGAAGCGAAAAAUCCUGCCUGCUGUGCCAUAGUGCCUCCGAAAAUGAUUGGCAGCGAGGUAAAGAAGACGUCCUCGAGUCCAACGAUCAGCUGUAGCGAUAGUAGUACCACCAUGCACCACGUACACCAUCAUCACAUAUUGCGUCCGCCGCUCAAAGCGUUCGAAGAAACUGGAUGCCUUUCGUCGAGCGAUUGGGAGCAGGCGAGUGCUAGUUCGAAAGAUCUACUAAUUGCCAAGGAUCACGGUGCCACACCGAAGGAUGGAAUCGGUGGGACGGCACUGAAGAAGAUCGUUACCGGAAGUGAAUCGGAUCCACAAAUUCCUGGCUCGAGUGGUGCAACGGCAAAACCGAAAGCAAAAGAUGAAAUAAAUCAAUCAGCCAGUUCUUCAACCGCAGCGGAGACGUCAAACGGAUCAUCGCUGUCGGUGACACAGCUACAGCACCAGCAGCGAAACUUAGGAGCCAUACCGAAAACAUCACCACCGGGCCGUAGUGCUAGCGUGCGUCGAUUAAGCGUGGAGGAAAAUUAUCCCAGCACGAGCAGCAAAAUCUACAACCGGUCACUUUCCCAGCGGUUGCUAGCGGAACGGAUACCGGAAAACUCAACUGCCGCACCACUGAUAACGUUUCUCAACUACCGUUCGGAUGUGCCAAUUCCUCCGAUCUAUCUACCAGGGAACAGUGCCCUGUCCGAGCAGCAAACGGCUAGCUUCACCUUUCGUCGACCAGCGCCACUUCCAGCACGUCCGUACCGCCAGCUAAACUGUCGUUUGCGAAUGCUUAAAUCGGACGGAGGUGGAAAUGAUGGCGGUGGACCCGGAACAUCAUCGAUGACACAGGCCCCGGGUGUAUCGUCUUCGUCCGGUGCCGGUUCUACCGGAACGGCGAGCGAUUAUUGGCGUGAUGAUGAUAAUAACAACUGUAACUACUGUCUCGAUGCGCUAGAAAAUCCCCAAACGCGUUUGCAAUCGAUUGCAUCGACGUCGACGGCUUCCGGUGCAGGAAGUAGUUUUGCUGCUGGGUACUCUGGCGGUGCGCGCAGUAUCUGUCACGAUGCACUGAUGCCGGGUGCCGUCGGAGAGGUGCCUUUAAAUUUCUACGUCACGGACGAUUCAGACCGAUGGUUGCGGUGUGCGGCGAAUGUGAUAAAGGAACGGUUCGGUGCGUUAAACCAUCAUCUGCACGCGAACCCGUACAUACAUCACCAUCUGCAUCAUCAUCGCACGAUCAGCAUCAGUGGUCCGUCGACGAGUGGAACGACGGGCAGUGUGAUCGGUGGAAUUGGAAGUGGUGCCGGCGGUAGCAGUGGAAUGGCUUCGGGUGGACCAACGGUUGGGACAAUUUCGUCUGCGGGUGAUGAUUUUAAUACCGCUUCGAUUAAUUCGGGAAGCGGUAUUGUGGACAAAACGAUCGUCGCCUCAACGGAUUGCAGUUUGUCGCGUGCGCAAAGCACGAUCGAUGUGGUGCCACAUUCGAUGUUUGGUGAGUCGGGACCAAAGGUGCGUCCGAAGCGGUACUACAAGCUAUCGUUACGAUUUCUGUGCUUCCGGGAGCAUCUGAACAUAUCGAUGAAUCGGUUGCAGCUGUUGGCACUGUUCGAUCGUGAUACGAGCUGGGCCCAGGUGGUGCUAGCGAUCGCACUUUGUACGCUCGUUUCGCUGCUGGGAUCGCUGGUGCUGUAUCUGAAGUUUUACGAAGAUUUGUACGCGUUCCUGUUUUGCUUCGUUAUUGCCGGGAGUCAGUAUUCGCUGCUGAAGAGUGUACAGCCGGAUGCGGCUUCACCGAUUCAUGGGUUUAACAAAACCGUCACGUAUUCGCGCCCAAUCUACUUUUGUCUUUGCUGCGGGUUGCUGUUGGGUGUGCAUCAGUUACUGCGCGAGUACCAACUUGGGUUGACGCACGACAGUGUGUCGAUUGUGCUGUUUGGCUUUUCGAUCUCGAUCGUUGCGUUCCUGCAGUCGGCUCAAACUAUACUGGCGGCGGUGAUACUGUCGUUUCCGUUACUGUUCAGUCUGGGACUGUUUCCGCAGAUAAAUACCUUCACCAUGUACUUUCUGGAGCAGGUCGAUAUGCAUCUGUUCGGUAGCAAUGCAUCGUGCAGCUUGCUUGCUUCGUUUCUAUCUGUAGUGCGAUCGGUUGUCGCCUGUACGUUGCUGUUCGGGCUAGUCUAUGGAGCGCUCUCCGAAACUGGAACUCAGCACGUCCUGUUCUCGAUGUAUUGUGCGUUCCUGGUGACGGUAUCGUACCAUCUGUCGCGUUGUGCGAGCGAUUACACUUAUAUCUGGGCGGUAAUCAAAUCAAGUUUGCUUACGCACUCGGAUUACGACGAUUCAUCGAGCAAGGAAGAUUCGAAAAUAUCAUCCGACUCGUGCGAAGAUGGAAAGGAGGAUGGGCAACGGGCUUCGAGUGGUGAUGGGGGUGGUGACGGUUCGGCCCGUUCGACCGAUGAGAUGAAUCGUGAUUUCGAUGAAGAAGCGGGCCGUGAUGCAGCGGCGAAAGAGCUGGAUGAUCCAUUGCCACGCAAGCUGCAGGAUACGGUAACGGGACGGCUAAAGAAUGAUGCCGUCGUGUGCGUGGUACUGUCGUUGGCCAUGUUUAGCUUGCACUGCAGUACGGUGUUCACGGUACUGCAGCCCGAAAUCAAUCACGUGCUGCAUACGGGUGCCUGCAUUCUUGGUUUUCUGAUGCAUUACAUUGUGCCACAGUUGCGCAAACAUCUGCCAUGGUUGUGCAUCGCAAAACCUAUACUAAAACCGGAAGAGUUUGGCCUAUUCGAGGUGCACAAGCUGUCGAAGAUCAUGUGGUUCGAGACGAUGUACGUGGUGCUGUGCUUCUUCGAGCGUAAUAUACUCUAUCCGCUCAUCUUCAUCAGCGCACUGACCGCGGACUGUGGCCAGAUUGCGGAAAAGUUUGGUCUCACCUUCGGUACGAUCCUGAUCGUAAUGUGCAGUUUGAAAUGUGUUCGUAACGCUUACUCUGACACUGGCAGCCAGUACAUUAUACUCAUAUUUACGGUGCUCUUCUUUCGGCUGGACUACAAACUGUCGAGCGAAACGUUCCUGUUGGACUAUUUUCUCAUUUCCAUCAUCUAUCGUAAGAUUGCGGAAUUUUUGCUGAAGCUACAAUUUGUAGUUACCUACAUUGCACCGUGGCAAAUAACGUGGGGCUCAGCGUUUCACGCUUUUGCGCAACCGUUCAGUGUGCCACACUCAGCAAUGCUGUUUCUACAGACGGCAAUCAGUGCAAUCCUAUCGACACCUCUCAAUCCAUUCCUUGGAAGUGCCAUAUUUCUCACCUCUUACGUACGUCCGAUUAAAUUCUGGGAGCGUGAUUACAAUACUCGUCGCAUCGAUCACUCGAACACACGGUUGAGUUCGCAGCUCGAGCGUGACCUCGGUGCUGAUGAUAACAAUUUAAACAGUAUAUUCUACGAACACCUGACACGAUCGCUGCAACACUCACUCUGUGGCGAUCUGUUGAUGGGUCGCUGGGGAAACGUUAGCCAGGGAGAUUGCUUCGUGCUUGCCUCUGACUAUUUAAACUGCCUUGUACACAUAAUCGAGCUCGGCAAUGGGCUGUGUACAUUUCAAAUGCGUGGUCUCGAAUUUCGGGGCACCUACUGCCAGCAGCGGGAAGUGGAAGCAAUCUCGGAGGAGGUGGAAGAUAAUAUUGGAUGCUGUUGCUGUGCGAUCGGUCAUUUGCCACGCAUGUUAAGUGCCAACGCAAUGUUUACGACACGCUGGUUAGCUUGGCAGGUGAUGGCGUCGAAGUACGUGCUGGAGGGUUACUCCAUUUCGGAUAAUUCGGCUACCGCUACUAUGCAGGUGUUUGAGUUUCGCAAGGUGCUCAUAUCGUACUAUGUAAAGAGCAUCAUCUAUUACACGCUACGAUCGCCAAAGCUGAUGAGCUGGCUCCAGUCGCAGGCAAUUGAGGAAGCGCUCGAACACACCACCGACCGCCAGUUUGUGGAUUUGGAUCCCGUGUUUAACAUCAAUCUGGAUGACGAUUACGAUUCCCGCGUUGCUGGCAUUACGCGCAGCAGCUUCUGGUGCGUGUACGGCGAAUGGAUACAGUUUUGUAGCGACAAAAAGCGCCAACAGCUGCAGGCGGCUCUUAAUGAGCGCACACCAAGGAAAACGGCGGGUGUGGCCAGAGGUGGUACUGCAACCGGUACUGCUUCUGCCACUGGUGACAGUGCAGGUGGUAACUGUUUCGUAUCUUCAUCAUCCAAUGCUAACGUAACCAAAGCAGAUAGUGGUAGCGGUGUGCUUAAGGAUGGGAAAGCAUCUUCAGAUGGAACUGCCGCCACUAAUACUGGAUCAACUGUAUUGGAUGGUUGGGUGGAAGCAGGAUCAACAGAUGUUGGUACGAAUAAGGCGGAAUGUGGGGAAUCUAGUGGAACCAAUGGCAACAACGGGCCAGCAGGUACGUCCUCGAAUGGAGCAUCUAGCGGUUCACAUGCGAACGGUGCGAGCACCUCGAAUAAUGGAUCGAACGGUUCUGCGAACGGAGCGGCCUUUUUCAAAUCGACUCGUGAUUCAUUGGUGACCUCGCUGUGCAUGUCGUUGGCACUGUUGGCCCGAAGAACGCUUGCAACCGCCAGCCACAGUUCAUCGUGUGGUGUGGAAUUCUUUCUCCAUGGAUUGCACGCACUGUUUAAGGGCGAUUUCCGGAUCACUUGUCCCCGGGACGAGUGGGUGUUUGCCGAUAUGGAGCUGCUUCAUGGUGUUGUUGCACCGGCCGUCCGAAUGUCGCUAAAGCUUCACCAGGAUCACUUUCUCUGUCCGGACGAGUACGAUGAUUACACCAAUCUGUACAAUGCGAUCGAUUUCCACACCAAGGAACUGGUGAUAUCGCACGAAGCAGAUCCAUUGUGGCGUAAUGCGGUACUGCGCGGUACACCCAAUUUGCUCGCCCUCCGUCACGUCAUGGACGACGGUUCGGAUGAGUAUCGGGUGAUAAGGCUGACGAAGCGAUUUCUCACCUUUCGCGUAAUCAAGCUGAACCGGGAAUGUGUGCGCGGAUUGUGGGCUGGCCAACAGCAGGAACUUAUCUAUCUGCGCAAUCGCAAUCCCGAGCGUGGCAGCAUACAGAAUGCAAAGCAGGCGCUACGUAACAUCAUCAACUCGUCGUGCGAUCAACCGAUCGGCUAUCCGAUCUACGUUUCACCGCUGACGACGUCGUACGCGGAAACAAAUGCACAGCUUUGUCGCAUAAUCGGGGGUGAAAUAACGCUAGAAAAAAUUCAUUCCAUGUUGAUCCGCACGUGGAAACGCAUCCGGCAACGUUGUCGUGAAGGUUGCAGCAGCGGCAGUGCCAUUAUCGAGGGCGAAAUGACCGAAAUGCAGGGUGUGUACUGUAACACGCCGACGCCAAACAAUACACUUUCCGGCACGGCCGGUACGCUGUCGUACGGCAGCCAAAACAUGUCCAUCUCGGGUGCGGUGGCGAAUCGGGGCAGUAUGGCGAGUAUUAACAAACCGACCAGCUCGACACUGUUGGCCGGGUUUUUGAUACGCGAGCGGGACGCCGAGCGAGAAGCCAUGGCAAUGGGUACGACGGGUGUGCGCGAACGAAGCACGAUCGCUAAGCGGAACGUUGGCAGCACGAGUAAGGAUCGGAUCGAUUGGGGCGCACUGCAGAUAAACAAGCGAGAUUCAUUCCGUGAGGUGUUGGCGGAAGCUGUGGCAGCUGCGGCAGGUGGUGCCGGUGGCAGCGGUAACGAUAGUUCGGUCGGUGCGGAUGACGAAAGUCAGAGUACGGCUGGCGGUAGUCCCAAUGCGACGUUGAAGCAGCAGGGAAGUGUCGAAUCGUCGUCGGGUCUCGCUAGUGGCUACAUCCACAAGGCGAACGUUCCUUCAUCGAUGCUCUCUAGCGGUGGUCCUGGAUUUAGCUCGGCCCUUGCAAGCGGUGGCAGUGGGGUAGCGGCCGGUAGUCGCAUUCCGGGAGUCCCCGGUACGUUGACGUUUACUCUCUCGCCACCGGACGAUUCAGCUUACUCGUUGUUUGUGAUGGCUGAAGGACAGUCGGACGAACCGAAACCCGGCAUUCAGUGGCUACAUUCACCGCCAACGAUUGGACUGAACAAGAAAGUAAUCAUUGUGGAUGCGUCACAGAUUUAUGAUUGUUUAGAUCUCGGGCGUCGAAUCGAUGUAACCUGGCCGAAUGAACAAUUUCGGUCGAGUGGAGGUCGCUCAUCGUGGAAAGAUUGGACCCCACAGGAAGGUAUGGUGGGCAAUGUCGUUCACUAUUGGCAACCGAACCAUCCCGAUCAUCAUUUCCGCUCGAACGUGAAUCGCACCAUUCUGUUAGUGAAGAUUGGCGAACGACAUGUACCGAUCGGUGAAAAGGGCAUAAAGGAGUACAAUACAAUCGGGUUGGUUGCCACCGAUGCUCUCCCAACUGUCGUUAAGAUUGAUGAGUCUGCCAGUGUAGCGCCGGGACGGCAAAAUUCCCUCGAAACGGGAGAGUUUGUUGUACCGUCUGCGGAAUCAACAACAACGGCGGCGAACGAUCACGCCUCCAUUGGGCCGAAUGAUGUGCAAUCAAAUUUGGGUGAGGCACACGUUACUUCCACCUCAUGUGAACCAACGAAUCAGAGUGUUAUUGAAACUCAACCAAAGGGAGAAUUAGAUAGUACGGAACGGGAGUCAUUAUCAGCGGAUGCAUCGCUUACGAAAAAGUAACUGCACUGAAACGGACGAACAACACACGCAUUCGCUGUAACUCGACGCUCGCGAAAGACAUCACAUGUGUUAAUUGUGCAGCUUCAACUACUGGUCCUAUGGUCUGUUGUGGGUGUUUGGUAAGUUGUGGCACAAGCUACAGUAAUAUUGUAAAUAGCUAUUUUCAUCAUCGCCUUAUUCAUGUUAUAGUUGAAUUGUAACGAACCAUGGUUUUGCAUCGAAAUGCUUUUGUCUGUUGGGAUUUUCAUUGCCAAAAACAAAAAAACGAACAGUUGUAAUAGUGUUCCUUAUAUUGGAACAUACCGUUUUUUCCGCUGGAUUGCAACAGCACACCGUUAGGUACUGUUCCGGGUAUGGUAGCGAAAAUGCAACGGAAGAAAGCAGUAUCUGUUAGGAUAGCAGUCUUGAAGAAAAAGAGUAACGCUGAAUGAGGAAUGGAAUGUUGAAACGAAUAUCCCAUAGCGAUUUGCUUGUGAGAAUUAGGUUCCUACCUAAAUGUAAACCGUUACAUAUGCAAAACCGAUAUCGAGUGAGUCAAGUGCGUUGUGUGAAAUGUGUUUUUUUUUUCGUUUUGCCACCGUUUGCUAAACUGUUUUCAGUAUUGCUACGCUUUAGCUACAAAUUUUUUCGUUGUGAACGAUUCACAAACCUCGUCACUUGUUUUAAAUGCAAUAUCAGUGUUUUCUUGUUCUUUUAAUUUGUCAUUACGUUAACUAUUUUUGAAACGCACAGCAAUAGUUUCAAAACGAAAUAUUCUAUUCAAUCUGUUUGCCGGUUUAUGAUAGGCAUUUUGUUCUAACUAUCCGGAUGUGUAUUACAAGCGUCACCAGUAGUUGUUGCAGGCAAUCCCCUCUGUUCUUUUUGUGUUGUUGUAAAAUUUUAAAUUUUUAGCAAAUUUAUAUUAAACACAUAUUGCUUCAGUACGACGCAAGGUUUUUAAACGACUUUUCUUUUACUAGCUAGCAAAAAACAAAAACAACAAAAUAAAUGAAGCAAAAAUCGGAAAGCGCAGGGAAGAAGGUAGACAUGAGUUUUGAAUGGCCCUCAUAAUCAUUGUAUUAGUACGAAUCGAUAAAUCCGUUGCGAUCAAUGGAACUGCGCAUAGAGCGAUAAAGAAAAUCUCCCUCUCCCAACAAAGUGGAAUCGAAAACAUAAACAAAAAACAAACAGACAACUACAAGGGAUCGCGAUGAAAUGUGAUAAUUAACAUUUAAGUGAAGAAAUCAUAUAUCGUGUAACAUAGAUAAAAGAUGGAUCGCUUGCCUCUAUUACGCUUUAGGGAUGGUUUUAAGGAUUGUAAAAAAAGAAAACAAAACAAAAAACUAGAUAGGACCAGGAUUACAAAAAUAAGCGGAUGCGUAAAAAAUCAUACGAAGGAUUUAAAUAGUAAAAACGAAACAUGAUACAUGGAACUAACCAACAAAUGCUAUCGACACGUUUACUCGUUAUACCGAAAAUAAAAUCGUUGAAUUAUUACGUAGAACACGAAUUAAUGUUUACGCAACCAUCAGAAAAGCAAGACAUAGUAAAAUCAGCAUCCUUAUUGCUGCGUGACGAGUAUAUAAAAUACGCCCUUUGGCUGAAAUUAGGCAGUCACGUCAUUUCAGUAAAUGGAAGCCAAUACUGAAGAAUGCUUACAUCCUAAUUUACGAUAUCCACGUUCGUUCGGUGAAUUGACGAAGAUUGUUUUUAGGGGUAGUUAGUUAAUUACUUUACACCGAUCAUCAAUGGGUUGGGAAUGGGAAGCGAAAACGUGGAUGGUUCCCGCGGUAUAUUGUUAUCACAAUACGGAGCUAUUGUUUCCAAAGGGUGUUAUUAGAAUCAAAACGCAGUGAGCGUGUGUGUGAGAGAGAGAGAAAGCGAGAGAGAGAAAAGAUAUAAUACUGUUUUUACUGUCUACUAGAACAUGUUGAUUUGUUCCAUACUAUUUCGCUUUUGUAUGUAUAUAUCGGUUUAAUUAGGGAUGAAACGAAUUGGAUAAAAGGGAUAAGGAGAAACAGAUCGAGAAGCUACAUCGAGAAAGCACACUUACCGCAAAGAGACAAAUAAUGAAUGCUCUUAUCACACGGCUACUAUCUAACGAUCGUGAUAGUGUUAAAACCAAACAAACAAACAAAAAAACACACACACAAGAACGAAACGUGUGGAGCCUGAAUCUUGGAUAAGAUGGGUAGUAUUUUUUUUUCUGUUACAAUUGUAAUCAAACUCGCUCUUGGAAAUCUAGAACGGAUUCACAAGUUAUGCCUUUUUUUAACAAAACAAAAAUAAAAACAACAAAUUUUUCAAACGUA
Messenger RNA from Anopheles funestus (African malaria mosquito), 12665 nucleotides. RefSeq names its product protein pecanex (gene pcx). Gene Ontology annotation, cellular component: membrane; endoplasmic reticulum. The coding region runs from base 979 to 10374 and encodes 3131 amino acids. Gene Ontology annotation, biological process: endoplasmic reticulum organization. The transcript is spliced from 10 exons. The record is from RefSeq and is a predicted model, not a curated record. NCBI's taxonomy places the organism in Eukaryota, Metazoa, Arthropoda, Insecta, Diptera, Culicidae.